Pangasianodon hypophthalmus (striped catfish) is the source of this 1854-nucleotide messenger RNA. Its product is annotated as C-X-C chemokine receptor type 5. Gene Ontology annotation, cellular component: membrane. Gene Ontology annotation, molecular function: chemokine receptor activity. The record is from RefSeq and is a predicted model, not a curated record. The transcript has 2 exons. Bases 403 to 1509 code for a protein of 368 amino acids. Lineage: Eukaryota; Metazoa; Chordata; Actinopteri; Siluriformes; Pangasiidae. Gene Ontology annotation, biological process: immune response; chemotaxis; G protein-coupled receptor signaling pathway.
UGAUAUUGUUUACCAAAGUUAGCAUCUCCAUUUAUUUCAAGUGUUUGGUUAGGUGCAAGAAGUUUAUCAUCUAUUGCUCUGACUCUUCAUAGAUUUUUUUGCUUUGUAAACUUGAGAAACAUUUCAAAGUCAAACUUGUGUCAGCUUUUUACAGUGUAUUUAAAGUUUAAUAAAUUGUUUUAAAAAAGGAUAGUGCUGUCAAUUUGUUUUCUUCUGUAUGUAUUUUAAACAUGUGAAAAUGGCAGCUAAAAUGGAAAAAUAGGUGGGUGUAAUUUUAAAAAAACAAAAAAACAAGCAGCUGGAACAAUGCUUCCUGGAAAUACGGUCUGCUGCAGUUUUUUACGCUCUAAGUUCCUAGGUUCAGACUUAGGAAAUCAGAAUGAGUAAAUGGUCUAGAAGAAGAUGAGUAACAUAAAAGAGCAUAUGAUUUUUGACUUUUCAGAUUUCCCGAGUAACGAGUCUGAAAACAUCAUGGUGAACGUAUCCCACAAGCCCUUCACCUGUGACACUGAAAAAGACCCCCUGUUCCUGUACCAUACUCUGCUCCAGCCACUAGUCUUCAGCAUGGUGUUUCUGCUGGGCCUCUCAGGAAAUGGCCUCCUGCUGCUGGUCUUGCUGCAGCGUCGUGCUCACCUACGCAUGACUGACAUCUAUCUGCUGCAUCUGGCCCUGGCUGAUCUGCUCCUGCUCCUUACCUUACCUUUUGCAGUAAUCCAAGUGCUGACAGGCUGGAUCUUUGGGAACUUCCUGUGCAAGCUCGUAGGCCUGUUAAUCCGCCUGAAUCUGGUGUGUGGGAGUCUUCUCCUUGCAGGCAUUGGUUUUGAUCGCUACCUCGCCAUUGUUCAUGUUGUCUCCAGCCUCCAGACCCGUCGGCCCCAAACAGUUCAUCUCAUCUGUGCUCUGCUCUGGCUAUUUUGUCUUGCUCUCUCUGUGCCCGAUGUAGUAUUUCUUUCUGUGGGACCCAGAAGGAAUGGCGAUACAUGGCUACAGUGUCACUUCAACAACCAUGGCAUCCAUGCUCACGACUGGUUCCUCGUUAGUCGGUUCCUGACACACGUGUUGUGCUUCCUCCUGCCCUUAGUCAUCAUGGGCUACUGCUACACCGCUGUGGUGUUCACCCUGUACCACAGUCAACAGAGUCUGGAGAAGCAGGGGGCUAUUCGUCUGGCUAUGGUGGUAACCCUGGUUUUCUGCUUGUGCUGGCUACCCUAUAACAUAACCCUUUUUUUGGACACUCUUGUGAGGCUAGGGCUUCUGUCUCAGAAAACCUGUCAGUCUCGCGAUGCACUGGCUCUGGGUCUGCUAGUGACUGAGAGCAUUGGUUUUAUUCACUGCUGCCUUAAUCCAAUCCUUUAUGCCUUUGUAGGGGUGCGUUUUCGUAAUGAUCUUCUGAGAUUGCUGCCAAAACAAUUCCGUGUCUGUGGGCCCAUGCUAUGCGCCAGAUGCUUCAGCAAGGUAUCUGUCUCAGACACGGCUACCACCACCACCACUACUAGCCAAUACAUAUGAGCACAGAAACUGGAAAGAAACUCGCUGAAAGUAUGCAAUCAUUCAAUGAUGAGAGUCCUUUUUUCUAAAUAAAAGCAGAGCUUAUUUUAAUUUUGACCCUCUUAGCCGUCUGUCUGAUAAUCUAUGGCUUACACAUUUAACUAUGCAGUGAUGCAAUUCUGGAAAAAAUAUUUACAGAGCAUGCAUGAGUGUGCAGGAUAUCUGAAUGAGAUUCUACUUUUAUCAUUGUAAAUAUUCUAUGCCUACAGUUUAACAUUUCCCAUAGCUGGUGAGUGCUCUUCAAAGUAAUAUUUGAUGCAAGAUAACAGACAUAAGAGAUUUAAAAAAAUAAAACAGUUUCCCUGA